Hippopotamus amphibius kiboko is the source of this 1164-nucleotide messenger RNA. RefSeq names its product pregnancy-associated glycoprotein 2-like. Gene Ontology annotation, molecular function: aspartic-type endopeptidase activity. Bases 19 to 1164 code for a protein of 381 amino acids. The record is from RefSeq and is a predicted model, not a curated record. Gene Ontology annotation, biological process: proteolysis. Lineage: Eukaryota; Metazoa; Chordata; Mammalia; Artiodactyla; Hippopotamidae. The transcript is spliced from 9 exons.
UGGGUCCAGGAAAGAAGCAUGAAGUGGCUUGGGAUCCUCGGGCUGGUGGCCCUCUCAGAGUGCCUAGUCAUAAUCCCUCUAAUGAAGAUCAAGACCAUGCAAGAAACCCUCAGAGAAAAAAACCUGCUGACAAAUUUCCUGGAUGAGAACACUGAUGACAGGUCCCAGAAUGUCACUGAUGACCCAAAUAUUACACUUCUACCCAUGAAGAACUACCUGAAUCUGGCCUAUGCUGGUAAAAUCACCAUUGGAACACCCCCUCAGGAGUUGAGGGUUCUAUUUGAUACCAGCACAGCUGACAUGUGGGUGUCCUGCAUCCAGUGCUCCUGUUCCUCCUGCCGUAGACACAAUCACUUCAACCCUUACUUGUCCACCACCUCCCGGCUCACAGGCCACGCCUUCGAUGUCAAAUAUGGUGCUGGCAGGAUUGUUGGAUUUGUUGCCUCUGACACUGUACAGAUCAUGAACCUUGUUGACCUGGGCCAGGAAUUUGGGCUGAGCGUGAAAGAGACUGGGUUUGAUAAUUCAAUCGCUGAUGGCGUCCUGGGCCUGGCCUACCCCAGCCGUGCCUCCAAAGGGAUCACCCCUGUCUUUGACAGGCUGAAGACACGAGGCCUCAUUUCUCAGCCUGUCUUUGCCUUCUACUUGAGCACCCGGAAGGAGAAUGGCAGUGUGGUGAUGCUUGGUGGGGUGGACCACAGCUACCACAAAGGAGAGCUGAAGUGGAUACCAGUGUCCCGAGCCCACUUCUGGCAGAUAACCAUGACCAGCAUCAUCAUGAAUGGGAAGAUUGUUGGUUGUUACCUUGGAUGUGAGGCUAUUCUGGAUACCGGGACUCCAUUGCUGGUUGGCCCAACAAAACUGGUCACCGCCAUCCAUAAGCUUGUCAAUGCCACGCCUUCUGGUCAACAGUACCUGGUUCCAUGUGGCAACAUUAGAAAACUGCCUACAAUUAUCUUCACCAUCAAUCACAUUGACUAUCCAGUGCCUGCUCAAACCUACAUCUGGAAGAGUCCUGCUGGACCUUGUAUCAGCUUUCUACGAGGGGGCACAGAGACCUUGAAGCAGCCGGAGACGUGGGUCCUGGGUAAUGCCUUCCUGAGGCUGUAUUUCUCUGUUUAUGAUCGGGGAAACAAUAGGGUUGGCCUGGCUCCCGCAGUGUAA